Messenger RNA from Saccharomyces kudriavzevii IFO 1802, 2538 nucleotides. RefSeq lists its product as uncharacterized. The transcript has a single exon. NCBI's taxonomy places the organism in Eukaryota, Fungi, Ascomycota, Saccharomycetes, Saccharomycetales, Saccharomycetaceae. Bases 1 to 2538 code for a protein of 845 amino acids. The record is from RefSeq and is a predicted model, not a curated record.
AUGGCUCUGUCAUUGGGGGGCAAAUUAUCCAUGGCGACUAAUAGGAUUGAGAGGUUGAAAUCACCCUCAUCUUCAUCAACGUGCUCGAUGGACGAGGUUCUCAUUACUUCAAGUAACAACAGCAGUUCCAUAUGUUUGGACAAUUUACACCAGUUUCCUCGGGAAGGCAUCUCUGGUCAAAUAAGUGUUUUCAAAGAGACUGCUUCUUCGCCUGCUGCUCUUUUUCUUAAGCAAGACCUUUACGAGUAUAUAGAUCCCCUUCCUGCUUAUCCGCCGAGCUAUGAUUCGGUAAAUCCUAACAAAGAAGUCCGCUUUGCAACAUUUGGCGACGCUGCUCCAUGUCUCAAGACUUCUUUACCCCCUUUAUAUGCGCCUGCGGUAUAUGACUUGUCUUUGAUUUCCUUGAAAUCGGAAAGACUAUCUCCUUAUGAAGUUUCCAGUAACAGGAACUGGAAAAACUUCAUUAUUGAGAUUAAUUCGACCCAGCUAAAUUUUUAUCACCUUGAUGAAUCUUUGACUAAACAUAUUAGGAAUUAUUCAAGUGGGGAAUCGAAAACUGAAAAAGAGGAUAGAAAUCACAGCGACUCGUCACACCGCAACGAUCAAUCACAGCAUUUGCAUCACCGAUUAUUUACUUUGCCGACAAGAUCUGCUUCUGAAUUCAAGAAAUCAGACGAAGAACGUAUUUCUUAUAGACUUAAACGUGACCGGUCUCGAUACUUGACCGAUGAGGCUCUUUAUAAAUCGUUCACUUUACAGGGUGCAAGAUUUGGCAUACCAACAGAUUAUACCAAGAAAAGUUUCGUAUUAAGAAUGUCUUGUGAAAGCGAACAGUUUUUACUGAAGUUUUCUCAUGUAGAUGACAUGAUUAACUGGUCUAUGUACUUUUCUCUCGGUAUAUCGGUAUCAUUAGAUCUAGAAAUUAGGGAAUAUCCAGAUUAUAGAAUCGUUCCCAGGAGAAGGAGAAGGAGAAGGAGGAGAAGAAGAAGGCACACUAAUAGAAGUGAAAGUUCAAUGGGGUCCUUUUCACAAAGAUUCAUUCGUUCUAACUUCAGACCAGAUUUAGUUCAAAGAUAUAGUACCGGAUCCAGCACCAAUAACGGAACUAACGUCAGAGAGCGUUCUAAUACUUUCACGUCCGGUUUGUUAGAUCAUUACCGCACGGCUUUGUCACCAGCCGCGGCUGAUGCACUAGUUCCCUCUGCUGCAUCUACAGAAGUUGAUGAUAAUAUUUCCGUUGAAUCAGCAAAAUCUUCACCUGGAUGCUCAGUUUCCCGUUCGAUUGCAUCUAGAAGUUUGAAGUUUAAAAUUAAGAACUUUUUUAGACCCAAAAAUUCUUCACAAACAGAGAAUCUCCGCAGACUCAGGUCAAACUCAAGCAAUUUAAACAGCCUUAUUGAAACGGAAGAAGAAGAUGAACAACACGAACUGAGUGGAGAGAGUAUUCCGGUGAAUGCUACCACCAAAGUGGAGGGCCCGCCAUACAGGAAUAAAGCCGUUCCGCUACCUCAGAGACAACUAUUGAGACGCGAAAUUAGUGAGGAAGUUGUCCCUAUUAGGUUUCCAAGUGAUGUUGAGGAGAAACCAGUUUCUUCGAUUUCUAUAUUGAUUAAUACCGUAUCUUCCAAUAAGCGGUCACCUGUCGAUGGCUGCGAUAUCAUGCUGCGAUCACAAAAUGCAGUUAUGAAAGAGGAGUUACGGCAUGUUGCUUCAAAUUUAGUAACCAAUGGAAAGAAUGAGCUUCCAGUUAGAGAUUCUUCUCAAAGUUCCUUUAUGUAUAUGUCAGAAAUAAACUCUAUUGGAGAGUCCGCUACGGAUUUGUCUCAAAGGAGUAGGCCAGUUUCUUUCGCAGCAAACUGCUCCCAGGUAAAUUGCGAUGAAAGCGCUACUGAGACUGAUGAGGACGAAGGUGAUAAUGAUACUGACGAUGAUGGUGAUAGUGGUCACGUUUACGGUAGUGAAGGUGACUAUUCGAGCCUCAUGGAACAAAGGAUGAGAAGUAGAAGACGGGCGUCUUCUACUUUAAGCUGCGUAUCAAAUAUUCCUUAUGGAUCGGAUGAUGUGAAAUGGAAACCAUCUGUUAAAGAAGUUUCAAGAAGGCGUUACUUGAGAGAUUCCUUGAAGUGCAUUAAACCAUUUCUAGAUAACAAUGACUGUUUGGGCAAAGUUAUUUAUAUCCCGGUUUCCAGUCCUGCACUUGAGACCAGUAAUAAAGUUCAUGCUAACCAAAACCGGAGUCUGCAAAAAUUAAGAAAUCAUUUUUUGAAAGGCUUCAUUGUUGGGCCUACAGCGUUGAUAGAGUUUAACUGUAAAAACAAGAGCGCAAUUGCUGGAAUGGCGAAAGAUAUAGAAGAUCACGUUGAGGAAGAUGGUGGGGAGGAUGAUGAUGGUGAAGACGAUGACGACGACGACGACGAUGACGAGGGCGACGAAGACGACGAUGAUGACCAUGACGAUGAUGAUGACGAUGAUGAUGAUGAUGAUGAUGAUGAUGACGAAGGUGAUGAGGAGGGCAUUACUGCACGACCUGUGAUGUAG